Cyprinus carpio (common carp) is the source of this 2273-nucleotide messenger RNA. RefSeq names its product putative G protein-coupled receptor 160. Lineage: Eukaryota; Metazoa; Chordata; Actinopteri; Cypriniformes; Cyprinidae. The record is from RefSeq and is a predicted model, not a curated record. Gene Ontology annotation, cellular component: signaling receptor complex; plasma membrane.
UAGCAAAAGCGGACAUGAGUGCAGCAAAAAAGGCAACACAACUUGCAAUAAUGGUUUUAAAAAGAGCUAGGGUCACAUCAGUCAAUAAGAGUCAGGACCGCCUAUCACUGUCUAAAGAUGUGUGGUUUCAAGAAUGUGCCCUGACAGAGAUGUGCUCAUUUCCUCACCAGAAACGACUCGGUUACAAAUACACUUGACACUGAUGGAGCUCAUGGCUGUGUAUCAGGAUCACGACAUCUACAGUUUCAUCAGAGUAAACUGAGAUCAAAUGUGGAACCAGCACACAUCAUCAGCGAUCAUGAUGGCCGUCAUCUGGUCCCCGGGAAUAAAUGAGAACUUUCUUCAUGAUGAAACCCUGCAGUACCUGCUCAUUCUGUGCUCCAAAGUAGCUCUCAACACAUUUGUUCUGACUUUCUGGAGGCACAGCAUUCUCAAGUCACUCCUGGGGCUCUGCAGUGUCUCUAUGUAUGUGGCAGACUUGCUGCUGGUCAGUGCUGUCACCAGCGCGUGGCUUUUCAAAGAACACCUACCCACCUCCACCUCGAUGUGCUUCAUCUUGGCUCAUGGAUCGACUGUCUACGCUCUGCUUCCUCUACCCAUACUCAUCGCUGGGGCAUUCGACUACGCCAGCUACCCAUACCUAAACGUUAACUCAAGCUCUCAGCGCAGGGCUGUAAGUUACUGCAUUGUGGUUGUGCUCAUGUGGACAUUAGCGUGCGGUUACACCUACAACUACACGGACACGCAACCUAUGGAGAUUUACAAAGACAACAUGAGAGUCCUGGUGUGUCGCGUUCAUGGAUCUAGUGUAGUGUUUCAAUUUAGUAUGCACUUAUCUAUUGCAGUGGUUCUCAUACUACUGAUUUAUUUUAAGAAGAUGAUUGGUUGGAUCAGAAGAGCCAAUAAACUGGCAGAGAAAGAUCAAAACUUCCUGUACAGUCAGGUUGGGGGAUGUGGAAACUCUGAAAUUCAAGAAAGUUCCCCUCCUCUAUUUGUCAGUCUGACUCUAGGUUUUGCAUUGAACUGGAUGCCCUACCUGUUGAUGUGUUUGGUAUGUGCCUUGGUGGGCUUUGUGGUGCCAGCUUAUGCCAGUGUCAAUCUUCUGUGGAUGGCCUGCGCCAACAGUGUACUGGCUGGCAUUGCCUUUUGGUUUAGGAGUGAUGGGAGUGGACCUUUAGGAAAAUUCCCAGAUGACACUUGUUUGUGGAACAUCUACUGGCACUUGAGCAAAGGAAACUCUUCAACUGUGGACGCACAGCUUACUACGAGAAUAUACAUAAUGGUUCACAACCCUGCUAUGACUUUUCGAGAGAUCUAGCCUAAAACGUUUGAAGGCUGGCAUGAUACUCUGCCUUGCAAUCAUACAUGUUAUGAGCAAGUUCAAAUCUAUAGCUGCGUUACAAACAUUGGGAGCUCCUUAGCUUGAAGUCACAAUGACGCAGAUAGAUGAAGCGACAGAUGUUUUCUUCGGUGUGAUGUACCUCUGAGUGUAACAGAAUUACUGGGGAAAAAUGUAGAAUGAAAGCUUGCUUCUAUCCAAUGAUUGAAUUCUGACAUGUGGGUGUUCACUCAAAAAUGAGUGAAGGGUUUAUUUAAUAAGACUAAAUGAUUGGAGAUGUCGGGCAUACAUCACCAAAGAGGUCAUUCUGAUUAAACAUUGUGCAGGGUUUCUACAGACAUGAACAAGUAUCAUUGCUGUAAUAUAUAUUUAUAACUACGAUAUACAGUGAACUUUUCAUGUCUGCAGACAAUAUUCCAUACUAAAUAUCCCUGCAAAAAACUUGAGAUUUUUGGUGGAGUAAACAAUUUAUUCUGAAGCAAUAUUUUCAUCAGUGUUCUAUCAGCUUUUGCAUACUUAAAUCUGCAUAUUUUUAUUUACCUUUACAACGCCCUAUUUUUAACCUUUUUAGAUGUACGCAUCAUCUAACAUGUCAAAUUAUAACAAUUUAUCAAUAAAUUCAAUUUACACUAAAGGGCUGCUACAAGUCAAAUUAAAUAAUUUACACUGCACAUAAUAAUAAUUACAACUAGAAUAAAUAAUGUUAUGAGUUUAAUGUUUUAAAUGCAUUUAUGAAUAUACAAAUAAGAAAUGUUGAGGGGGAAAAUGCAUGCUUUUCAACAUACUUCUCAACUAAACGACCAGUAAGUGCAGGCGGUAAGUCACUUACUGAGUGAAUCAUUGAGUCAUUCAUUCAACUGAUUGAGUGUGUUAUCAUGCUGGUAUCUUAAGGACUUUCGUGGACAGCUGACUCCUAAAGCUUUUCAUAUUCUGU